ACCAUAUAAACUCCAUGAAGCACUGGUAGGGAUAUUCCAAAGGACCUGAAGCAUCAUGGCUAUACUUUGGCUCUUGUCUUGCAUUGCCCUUAUUGGGAGCACCUAUGGCUGUGGUGUGCCAGCCAUUAAGCCUGUUAUUUCUGGAUAUGCCAGGAUUGUAAAUGGUGAGAAUGCAGUUUCUGGAUCCUGGCCAUGGCAGGUGUCUCUGCAGCAAUCCAAUGGAUUCCAUUUCUGUGGUGGCUCUCUGAUCAAUUCUCUGUGGGUUGUUACAGCUGCUCACUGCAGUGUCACCACAGCUCACCGUGUUGUUCUGGGUGUAUUUGACCGUUCUUCCACCUCUGAGGCCACUCAGACCAAGACAAUUGCCAGGGUUUUCAGACACCCCAGCUACAGCUCCAUUACCAUCAACAAUGACAUCACCCUGAUAAAACUCUCCAGUGCUGUUACUCUGAACAAUCGUGUGUCUCCCGUCUGUCUUGCAGUUACCAAUGAUGUUUUCAAUGGUGGCGAGAGAUGUGUCACCACUGGUUGGGGAUAUGUUGAUGCUUCAUCACGUCUUACUCCAAACAAACUGCAGCAGGUGGCUCUUCCUCUUCUGACCACUUCUGACUGCCAGAGAUACUGGGGAAGCAAUAUCCUGAGCACCAUGAUCUGUGCUGGAGCAUCUGGAGCCUCCUCCUGCAUGGGUGACUCUGGUGGACCUCUUGUAUGCCAGAGGAAUGGAGCUUGGACCUUGGCUGGUAUUGUGUCCUGGGGAAGUUCCACCUGCUCUACAUCAAGCCCAGCAGUCUAUUCCCGUGUCACUGCUCUUAGAUCCUGGUUGGAUCAGACUGUAGCUGCUAAUUAAAUGUACCAUACAUAUAUUUACAUCAUGUAAAUAAACUUAUUUCUUGAA
Molecule: messenger RNA, 895 nt
Organism: Pelobates fuscus (common spadefoot toad)
Lineage: Eukaryota; Metazoa; Chordata; Amphibia; Anura; Pelobatidae
Product: chymotrypsinogen A-like
Exons: 7
Coding region: 56-847 (263 amino acids)
Biological process (GO): proteolysis
Molecular function (GO): serine-type endopeptidase activity
Source: RefSeq, a predicted model, not a curated record